CAUUGGUAAAAUCAACACAUACUGGAUUCUGAACAAGAAAGUAAAAAGCUGAAUACAUUUUUACGAAGACAAAGUCAAAGUUUUGAUUUGUUUUGUUUCUAAGCCAAAAUUACAAAAUAAUGGGCAACGCUUUCAAAUGCCAAUCGUGCGGACCCGCUACCAACCACAGCGUGUUUACGUUCAGCGAAGACUUGGUGCUUAAAUUCUCCGAAGGAAGACCACCAAAAGGAUUGACCGCUGCUGAAAUGCGCGCAAUGGACAACGUCGGCGAUCAGGAGCUCUUCAAUGAGCUUCGUUGCAUGGACGACAGUCAUAGUAGAGCUUAUGGGUUGACACCAUCACGGGUGCAGAUGUUGCUUGAGCAUUUGGAAGCAGUUGUCGAGGAUAUUUCGAUUAAAUCGUCGAUUUGUGAAAGCGAAGUGAUUUCUAAGUGUUAUGAGAACAAUAGAGAGUGCCCAAUCAAAUGUGCGGAACAAGUCACCGAAUAUGAUAACUGCGUUGACGAAAAGGCUCGAGAUAAGGUACAGGAAGUGCUCACACAAGAGAAACGAUAAUGCAAGUGCAAAAUGCGUAUAAUGUCUUAAAUCCAGUAUACAGUCAACAAUACAGUAACAAAUACAUAACAAAAUCAUAUUAAAUUAUUGGAUAAAGUUA
This is a messenger RNA of Dalotia coriaria, 654 nucleotides long. RefSeq lists its product as uncharacterized. NCBI's taxonomy places the organism in Eukaryota, Metazoa, Arthropoda, Insecta, Coleoptera, Staphylinidae. The transcript has 4 exons. The record is from RefSeq and is a predicted model, not a curated record. The coding region runs from base 120 to 554 and encodes 144 amino acids.